CGUUGCUCAAAUUUUUCUUAACUAUGACCGAUCGAUAGGUGGAUCGAACUAUCUAUCCGUAGGCAACACCGUGAGCAAACGAAUGACCUUAUUAUUAUUUUCUUUUUUUCAUUAAUAAAAAGUGCAUUCCAUUCAAUAAUAUGCGAUAAAUAAAUUAAAUCGCUCGUUGCUUAUUCACAUAUUUAAGAUUUUGGUUGUUGAGCAAUCAGUUUUCGUAUAUGUCGUACCUACUUACUUAGGUAACGUUAAAUUGCUACGUGAGCAUUUUUUCAUUGUACGUUUCAAGCCAUUCGUAAAUACAAUGUAAAUGUACAUGGCGAAUUAGUGUAGGAAGUACUUAUUACUCACAAUAGCUGAAACAAUUAUGUAGAAAUCGACAUAUGGUAUUUUACAUUUACAUUCACAUGCAGCCCUUGGCAUGUGAAUAUAAUGUCAACUUCAUCAGUAUCAGUUCUGGGCGAAUCCACCAGAUUAGUACCGGCCCACGUAUCGGCCGUUUUCGAAAUCGUCACAAAAAAUCACAAUAUCAUUCCCGAAGAUAUCACGGUUCACGUGAUAUCUCCUAGUAAAAGGGCCAUCCAGGCGCGUGUACUUCCCGGAACUAGAACCGGAGUACAAAGCGUUGAAUUCGUUCCCAACGAAGUUGGGACACACAUAAUCGAAGUGGCCGUUGCGGGGGAAAAACUCCUUACCCCAUUAGUGGCCAAAGUAUAUGAUACAAGUCUUAUACAAGUCACUGAUGUUGGCAGCGGAGUUGUUGGCCAACCUGUUCAGUUUAAGGUUGAUGCCAGUCAAGCUGGAGAGGGUCAACUUGAGAUAUCAAUAAACGAAGGGGAAGUACCCAAUCACGUUCAGGUGGUUGGGGGAGGCAGAUGUUUAGUAUCAUUCACCCCCGACGUCGCCAAGCCUCAUCUAAUCGAUAUAAAAUUCAAUGGCGAAACAGUAAGGGGUUGCCCAUUUGUCUGUCCAGUGGCAGACACAAGCAGAGUGAAUCUGAGCCUGACUCACCUCGAACUGAUCCCCGUCAAUCAACCCAGUUCGUUUCAUAUUGCGGUUGUAGGGGGCGGCACCGCCGAAUUAGCGGUAGCCGUUCGAGGUCCUUCUGGGGAAUUACCGGUAAAAGUAACUGGAGAUAUUCAUUCCGGAUUUACAGCUGAAUUCACCCCCGUUCUUGUGGGUGCUUAUCAGAUAACAGUAGAUUACAACGGUCGCCCGGUACAGGGCACCCCCUUUGUGGCAAAAGCAUUUGAUUGCACUAAAGUCUCAGUCGGCCAUGUCGCCCACGGAAUUGUGGGGAGACCGGUUACCUUUUCUGUAGACGCUAGCGAGGCUGGCGAGGGUAACUUGGAGAUAACGAUUUCGGCAAGGGGAUUGAAUAUACCCACUCAGGUGCAUCCCCAAGGUAAUGCCAAAUUCGCCGUCAGUUUUGUACCCGUUGAAGCGUGCGAUCAUGUAAUUAAUGUGGCAUUUAACAAACGACCCGUGGUCGGAUGUCCCUUGAUUGUUGGGGUUGGUAGCGGAAGCAACGGGCCGAGUGUUACCCUUCCGGGGCCAGGGCCUAUUCACAAACCAAGCACUCUCUUGAUUAAUCAUCCGGGGAGGUUGGAAGAUAUCGAAGUUAAUGUCGAGGGUGAGAAUGAUGCAAUAAUAUUUUGUGGUUUCAGGACGACGGUGGCGGGGUAGUUUUAGGGUGGUGGUGGUGGUCGUAGUUACAAAUAAGUAUACAUACGCUU
Molecule: messenger RNA, 1733 nt
Organism: Agrilus planipennis (emerald ash borer)
Lineage: Eukaryota; Metazoa; Arthropoda; Insecta; Coleoptera; Buprestidae
Product: filamin-A-like
Exons: 3
Coding region: 430-1683 (417 amino acids)
Biological process (GO): actin cytoskeleton organization
Molecular function (GO): actin filament binding
Source: RefSeq, a predicted model, not a curated record